Molecule: messenger RNA, 1630 nt
Organism: Hipposideros armiger (great roundleaf bat)
Lineage: Eukaryota; Metazoa; Chordata; Mammalia; Chiroptera; Hipposideridae
Gene: NDUFAF1
Product: NADH:ubiquinone oxidoreductase complex assembly factor 1
Exons: 5
Coding region: 549-1535 (328 amino acids)
Biological process (GO): mitochondrial electron transport, NADH to ubiquinone; mitochondrial respiratory chain complex I assembly
Cellular component (GO): mitochondrion
Source: RefSeq, a predicted model, not a curated record
AGUGAUGGGGCACGAGGGGAUACUAGCGCCGCAGGGCGAAGGAGCGUUAGGGUCCUUCCUAUUUGAAAGAUGAAGGAUGGAUAUUGCAGCCUGAAGAUGGAAUGCAGGAAGAAGAGGCGAAUAUCUUUCCUAAAUUCUCUCCACUUUCUCACAUAGGGCAGAAAAAAUUCAGGUGUUGUGGAAACCGAGCCUUUUGGGAAGCUAGUUGACCAAAAGCCUCAGGUCGUUGAGUUUGGGAAUGCUUGUUGCUAUACCCCGGCCUCCGUAUUAGGCCGGAACUCGAGUAUCAUAACGCCUGCUUUGCCGCGGGACUGUAAAAGCAGGUGGACCUACACGGGGAAAGUGGUGUACGGGUCGGGAAAAGCUGGGGAUCCGGACGGAAUCCACUCUUGACUCCAGGCCGCGGAGGCAGGCGGGCGCCUGCGGGCGGUUGGUGCGUCCGGGACGUGCCGCGGCGACAGCGCUUUAGCAGGUGGAAUUGGGCUAUUUGCUGAAGCUUCUUUCCCUGAUAGCCCAGGGAGAAAUUGACAUUUUGACUUCUUCUUACCAUGGCUUUGGUUCACAAAUUGCUGAAUGGCACUUAUAUUCUCGGGAGAUGCCCAAAGCCAAGUGUUGCUUCGUGUCCAUUUUUGUGUACUCGCUUUGCAGACUAUUGUUCCAGUAGUCUUCAGAAACCAGUAGCUACUCCUGGCCAAGGCUCCCCUCGGAGGACCGCUGAAGGGGGUUUGCAAGGACAUCACCAGAGAGAAGCUGCUUUGGAUAUAACUUCCCCUGAGGAGAAGCCUGAAGUUAGUUUUGAUAAAGCAAUUAAAGAUGAAAUAAAGGACCAUUUUAGGCGGUUGAAGGAUGAAAUUGUGAAUCAUUGGAUAGGGCCCGAAGGCCGCCCUCUGCAUGAGGUCUUGCUGGAACAAGCCAAGGUUGUCUGGCAGUUCCGUGGAAAAAAAGAUUUGGAUAAAUGGAUAGUGACUUCGGACAAGACCAUUGGAGGCAGAAGUGAAGUGUUCCUGAAAAUGGGCAAGAAUAACCAAAGCGCACUGCUGUAUGGAACUCUGAGCUCUGAGGGGCCUCACGAUGGGGAAAGUGGUCGCAGUGGGUACUGUGCAAUGAUGUCCAGGGUUCCCAGGGGCCCUUUUGACAGAAAGAGGUCUUAUGAUUGGUCUCAGUUCAACACUCUGUAUCUCCGUGUCCGAGGAGAUGGUCGGCCUUGGAUGGUGAACAUCAGGGAGGACACGGAUAUAAUCCAGAGGAAGAAUCAGAUGUACAGUUACUUCAUGUUCACCCGUGGGGGGCCCUACUGGCAGGAGGUCAAGAUUCCUUUCUCCAAAUUUUUCUUCUCUAAUCAAGGAAGGAUUCGGGAUGCUCAGCACCAGCUUCUGCUUGACAAGAUCUCUUCUAUUGGAUUCACCCUGGCUGAUAAAGUGGAUGGUCCAUUCUUCCUGGAAAUAGAUUUUAUUGGAGUGUUUACUGAUCCAUCCCACACAGAGGAAUUUGCCUAUGAAAAUUCUCCAGUGCUUAAUCCAAGACUUUUUAAAUAGAGAUCAUAUGGUAGUUUUGUAUUUCUAAACUAAAGGUAGUAGUAUCCAUGAUGACCCAGGCAAAAUAAAGUAGUUCUUUAAUGGCAUUCAAUCAA